CGCUAGUAAGCGCUUGCGCUGAAGCUACUUUUGCACUGCAUAGUUGUUUGAACUCCGAAAUGUGCAUGCGGCAAAGCCAUGCAUCUUUGUUGCAGGCCGUAGGCGUCGUACCCUAGAACCGUAGAACGUCAGGAACAAAACUACCAGCAUGUCUGUCUCGGACGUCAACCAAGAUUUUGGGCCAGAAACAUCAAUGCCACGUCUACCAGAUGAACCCAAAUCUCUUCCGUCCAAGUACUUCUUGGGGCAUACCGUUUCAUUAACAUGUGUAGCUCUUUUUCCGGAUAGCAAAAUGAUUGUUACUGGGUCCUAUGACCGUAGGAUUCGCCUUUGGGAUGUAGGAAGUGGUCAAGCAUCAGGGGAACCCCUUCGAGGACACAAGGUUACGGUCAGUGCGGUUGCCGUUUCGCCCAAUGGGACGAUGUUCGUGAGCGGAGGCGGGGACGGCAGGAUUUUGAUAUGGAACGCAACGACGCGUAAUUUGGCAACAGCACCCAUUCAAGCACACUCGAACAGGAUCAACUCCAUUUCCUUCUCUCCCGACAGUGCUACCAUCGCCUCCAUAGCAGGCACAAUAAUCAAGAUAUGGGAUGUGGGCACCGCGAAGCUGAUCAUGGAUAUCAAGUCCAUAACCCACGAACGCCAAGUUGCGUUCUCUCCUGAAGGUAGCAGAAUUGCUUCUGUAUCCCACAUAGCUCCAGAUCACCAAAUGUUGCGAAUUUGGGAUGUGAAGACGGGAAAACCAGCAGCAGUCAGCCCUAUCGCUGGCCAUACGGGUGGGCUGUUGUCUGUGGCAUGGUUCCCCAAUGGACAGCGUCUGGUCACUGCAUCGCUCGAUAGAACGAUCCGCGUCUGGAUCUCGGAGACUGGUUGUCAAGAAGGACAUUCACUUGGUGGCGAUGCGGCCUGGAUGGCUGACUACGUCGCUGUCUCUUCUGACGGGAAGCUCAUUGCUGCUCUUUGCGGAGAUCACUCUAUACGACUUUGGAAUGCUAUUACCCUUGAUCAGAUUCAACUCGUGCUCCAGCAUGCUGAACCAGUGCUCUGCAUGGCUAUUUCAGCUAAUAUCCGUUUUAUCGUUGGUGGCUGUGGCGACAAUAAAGUGUGUCUAUGGGACAUCGACAGUAUCACGCAGCAUAAACACAACUCAAGGCCAUUGUCGACUUUUGGGCCGGAGAACCAAGAAGACUCGGCACCCGACUCGUCACUACCGGAUCACUCUCCAAUGAACCUCAUGUACCCAGAGGUACAGACCAGCCCUGAACAAACUGUGUCGCAGGCUGUAAUCACAUCCCAUGGACCACUCCCUCUGGAGCCUCCUACGACAGCCAAGGAAGAUACAGAUCCUGUAGCUUCUCCCCCGGAACACAGCCAUUUCCGAAAGUGGUGGAGACAGGCCCUCAAUUUCUGGAAUGCUGGAAAGCAUUUGUCGUCUCAAGUGAAUAUUUACCUUUUUGAGACCAAACACGAUAUUGACAGAUUGUAUAUUUAGCACAGAAUUGCUGAAAUCGAGCCGUGCUCCGACGAGAUGAAAAAUAUAAGUACGAACCAAGGUCAAAGUCCCGCUCAGGAUAUUCUGGACGAGUUCAAUCGCU
Messenger RNA from Suillus plorans, 1595 nucleotides. Its product is annotated as WD40-repeat-containing domain protein. The transcript is spliced from 3 exons. Lineage: Eukaryota; Fungi; Basidiomycota; Agaricomycetes; Boletales; Suillaceae. The record is from RefSeq and is a predicted model, not a curated record. Gene Ontology annotation, molecular function: protein binding. The coding region runs from base 149 to 1492 and encodes 447 amino acids.